AUGAGUGAAAAACAACAAUUGCUGCAUCUUCAGCGUGGUUUAAAACCAUCACUAGCUCAGAUGACAAUCCCAUUUGAUCCUCAAACCUGUCUUGAACUUCUCGAACAAGCAAAAAGAUUGGAAGCAGCAGCAGCGAUGAUUGAAGCAUCAAUACCACCAAAUACAACACGACCAGCAACAGAAGAUAUGUCUGAUGAGGUGGCUGCUAUACAACCAGCAUUCCAGUAUAGACCCCAACACCCACAUACUCAUCAACAAUAUUCUACACAAUAUGGUCAACAACUACCGGAUCAUCAAGGCUUCAGUGGGUAUGAUCGUGGUCCAUAUCAUCAACAACAACACGAGAGAUCUUCAAGAAACCAAACUUCAACACAGUGGUUUAGUCCCUUACCUCAGCAGUCAUAUCCUGAUUAUUAUUCAUCAGCAAUUAGAUGUUAUUCAUGUGAUAACAUUGAUCAUUUUGCUCGUGAAUGUCGAUCUGGCCGUCGCAAUUACUACCCAAAAGUCUAG
Messenger RNA from Rotaria sp. Silwood1, 510 nucleotides. The record is from the annotation of a GenBank genome assembly. Lineage: Eukaryota; Metazoa; Rotifera; Eurotatoria; Philodinida; Philodinidae.